UAGUGGCACUACGGUAAUCCUGUGAAACUGGAGCACAGGGCUGCAGGGAAAGUUGUGAUAGCGUCGGUAAACCGGAGACUGAGCCACCGUAGAAUGCGUAGCAUUCAAAGGGCGAUUGCAGCAAGAGAUUAGGCGUUGCAUUGAAGACGAAGAGUGGCGACUGAGUGAAGUGCCGGUCACAGAGUCUGGCCGCUUUGGGGUGGCGUUGUUUCGGCAUUUACCCCCACGAAGUCUUCGGAGCGAGAAAUAUAACGUGAGCGAAACGUGUGUGUUGAAGGCAGCUGUGUGUUCGAAACCAUGGUUAAUCUUGAAGGUUACUGUGAAGGCAACUCAUCCUUGUCAGAAGUAUGGAUUCAACAUGGACUAUUCCCAUGUUUUUAUUUCACACUUGUUUCAACGGUACUUUUGAGCAUUGUCUUCUUUCUUGGUGCACUGCAGUGUGCUUGUUACAAUAUAUAUGGCACCACCAUGGAGCCAAAGCACGUACCUCGCUCUCGUCUGUUUCACCUUCAGUUGUUGCUAACAAUAAUUCUACUGCUGCAGUUUGCAACCUACAUCCUCUGGCAGGUCUUCAGCUUGGACAUCGUCUACGGAUACAUGAUUGUAUAUUCUUGCCUAUCUCUCAUCGGAUGGGCAUGUACCAUCUUCCUACUACACUUGGAGCGCAGAAGGGUGAUGGUGCGAGACAGAACGCGUGGCCAUGGUACUAUUCUACUACUUUUCUGGGCUCUGGGAUUUGCAGCGGAGAAUCUGACAUUUGUGUCGUGGAAAAGUCCUCUAUGGUGGUGGCCCCUGGACAAUACUGACCAGAAGGUACACUUUGGUCUGUGGAUGGUACGAUAUUUCUGUACGUUUCUGUUGUUUGCCCUGGGAUUGAAAGCACCAGGUUUGCCUCGAAGACCCUACAUGGUGAUCAUUAAUGAGGAUGAACGAGAUGUUGAAUGCAAUGAGCCUCUCUUAAAUCAGACCGGUAACCAAUCUACAUGGAAGGAUUUCUAUAAGAAGGUGCAAUUGCUUGUGCCGUACAUGUGGCCCAAAGGAAACAUCUUGCUGCAGAUCUUCGUUCUGUUAUGUCUUUUGUUGCUUGCAGUCGAAAGAGUCAUCAAUGUUUACGUGCCGAUUUACUAUAAAAACAUAGUGAAUGAACUGAGUGAUGAAGCCCCAUGGAAGGCCCUAGCCACGACCGUCUGCUUGUAUGUACUACUCAAAUUCCUGCAGGGAGGUGGUACAGGGUCAUCUGGAUUUGUAAACAACAUACGUUCUUUUUUGUGGAUUAAAGUCCAACAAUACACCAGCCGACAUGUUCAGAUCGGACUUUUUGCUCACCUUCAUUCCCUUUCUCUUCGCUGGCACCUUGGCAGAAAGACUGGGGAAGUCCUUCGCAGUGUGGACCGUGGCACCAACAGUAUUAACAGCUUGCUGAGCUACAUUAUUUUCAGCAUCUUCCCGAUGAUUGCUGAUAUUGUCAUCGCCAUCAUUUACUUCAGUACAAAUUUCAAUGCCUGGUUUGGACUCAUUGUCUUUAUAUGCAUGGUGUUCUACUUGACCACAACCAUUCUGAUAACUGAAUGGAGAACAAAGUACAGGAGAGAAAUGAACACCAGGGACAAUGAGGCAAAGUCGAAGGCCGUUGACUCUUUGCUGAACUUUGAAACGGUGAAGUACUACAAUGCUGAGAGUUACGAGGUGAACCAAUUCAAUGAUGCCAUACUGAAGUAUCAGAUGGCAGAGUGGAAAGCUUCUGCAAGUCUCCCAGUUUUAAACCAAAGUCAGAACUUGAUCAUUAGUCUUGGGCUGCUGGCUGGAUCCCUGCUCUGCGCCUACUUUGUAACCGAGAAAAAGUUUAAGGUCGGUGACUUUGUCCUGUUUGGAACCUACAUCAUUCAGCUGUACACACCACUUUAUUGGUUUGGGACCUAUUACAGAAUGAUCCAGACUUCAUUCAUAGACAUGGAGAAUAUGUUUGAUCUAUUCAAAGAGAAUCAGGAGGUUGCUGAUGACGUCAAUGCAGGAAAUCUCGACUUCAACGUGGGGAAGGUGGAAUUCGACGAAGUUUACUUCAGCUACGUGGAUGGUCACGAAAUCUUGAAAGGCAUAUCAUUCACCGUUCAACCGGGACGCACGCUGGCCCUGGUUGGACCCUCGGGUUCAGGGAAAAGCACAAUCAUCCGUCUCCUCUUCCGGUUUUAUGACAUCAGAGGAGGUUGCAUUAAAAUUGAUGGCCAAGACAUCUCAAAGGUGAAGCAGCAGUCUCUGCGUUCACACAUCGGGGUCGUGCCCCAAGACACCGUCCUCUUCAACGACAGCAUCAGAAACAACAUCCGCUACGGCAGAGUGACUGCCAGUGACGAAGACGUGGAAGAAGCCUCUCGGGCCGCCGAUAUUCACGAACGGAUCAUCACAUUCCCCGAUGGUUACGAAACACAAGUGGGUGAGAGAGGCCUGAAGCUGAGUGGAGGAGAGAAACAGCGAGUGGCCAUUGCCAGAACGAUCCUGAAGGCACCUCAGAUCAUUCUUCUGGAUGAGGCCACAUCUGCUCUGGACACACACACCGAAAGGAACAUUCAGGCCUCGCUUGCCAAAGUGUGUGCCAACAGGACUACGAUCAUCGUGGCUCACAGAUUGUCAACGGUGAUCAAUGCAGAUCAGAUCCUUGUGCUUCGGGACGGGCAGAUAGUGGAGAGAGGAAGCCACGAGGUGCUGCUGGCCAAAGAUGGAGCUUACGCUGAGAUGUGGAUGAAGCAACAGCAGUCGGAGACAGGGGACUCGUCAUCUGACACUGAGACCAAAGACAGGAGCACAGAGAAGUUGCAGCCACCCAGCAACAAGAAGGACUGAGAGCCCAGCCGUCCCAACAGCAAGGUUCCUCACCAUCCAUGCCGUGAAUGUACUGGGCCCAUGUGCUCAGCUGACGCUGGCUCACACGAUCGACCCAAACACUCAUCAUGUGGAUCCAGACUCCCAUACAAUCCCAUCCUUCUCCAAGAGGAAGAAAAGAUCCCACUCAUUACAUGAUUUUCUUUAUAGGUUUUGGGAAGUAGUUUAAAGCUCUAACGUUUCAUUUGUAUUCUCAGACAUUCAUCCCUUGUGUUUCCCGAUUGGACUUAGGAUGUGUGUUUGUUCUUCUUGGAUAUUAAGUAUGGCAAGUGGUAAGAAGACGCAAAGGACACGCCAAGGAGCCUGUUGAAACCGUGUAAUUAUAGACAAUAGACAACAGGUGCAGGAGUAGGCCAUACAGCCCUUUGAGCCAGCACCGCCAUUCAAUGUGAUCAUGGCUGAUCAUCCACAAUCAGUACCCCGUUCCUGCCUU
Amblyraja radiata (thorny skate) is the source of this 3310-nucleotide messenger RNA. Its product is annotated as ATP binding cassette subfamily B member 6 (LAN blood group). The record is from RefSeq and is a predicted model, not a curated record. Lineage: Eukaryota; Metazoa; Chordata; Chondrichthyes; Rajiformes; Rajidae. The transcript has 20 exons. Gene Ontology annotation, biological process: heme transport; transmembrane transport. Gene Ontology annotation, molecular function: ABC-type heme transporter activity; heme binding; ATP hydrolysis activity. Gene Ontology annotation, cellular component: vacuolar membrane. The coding region runs from base 298 to 2838 and encodes 846 amino acids.